Coregonus sp. 'balchen' is the source of this 3404-nucleotide messenger RNA. Lineage: Eukaryota; Metazoa; Chordata; Actinopteri; Salmoniformes; Salmonidae. The record is from the annotation of a GenBank genome assembly.
AUGAAGGCUCUAGGUAAAGUUUCCACAUCCACUUAAAUGUUUUCCCUAGGUUAUAACAUUGCUAUCACCACGUUAUGGCAUUCUUUUAAAUAGGAGAACUCAGAGGAAAUUGAAAUACAGGACACCAAAUGACAACCUUUAGCUAUAACACAGCCUAAGUAACACGAUCUUAAUCAUGUUUCUUUUUCUACCACAGCGAGAUGGUUCCCCUAUUGUGUUGGGGGAACCAGUGAGAAUAAAGGAACCAAGAAGGCAUGGCGUGAGCAGGACCAGCUGAAUGUGUGCCAGUUUCUCCAGGACUACCACAAAGAAAGAGCUGGCAGAGGGCAUUGGGGCAGAGGAGGAGGAGUGCACAGAGCACCCAGGUUAGUUAGGGGGCUCGCUUUCUGGCUGCCACACUAUUCCCCUGGGAGAUCAUUUCUCACACUGAUGCACAACAUUAACGCAAUACUUGGUGAAGCUUCUUAGUACUACUGUGCCAUGAAUAAAUUUCACUCAUGCUGUUUUCCUCACAGCUGGGUCCCUAGUCAUUGCACUGCUUUUUAGGCAUCGGCAGAUUUUGUGUGGUGUGCUGCUCACAGUUCAAGUCAUGUUUCACAAAUGUAUUGAAAGCUGUUCUGCAGAAAUCAGAAUCCAUCAGUGUUAUGACUCGCUACGUUCCUUGCACUGCAUUGAAGUGUUCUGUGGUUGUUAUUUCAGAGAUCCCACCUCCGAUGGAUUUUGAAGAAGACAUGGAGGGUCCUGAUGUGAAAGCUGAACUCCCAGCCCACCUCACCAUAGCCAAAGAUGUCAUGGAACGCUGCAUUCACCUGCUCUCCGACCUCAGACUCAAGGUACAGCUGUAGAUUGUUUAGAACUCAAACAUACAACUGGUUUUGCCGCCACAUGUUGUUGUGUGUUUAGUGACACCAGAGCAGUUGGUCCCCCUGUCCCAGGCUGUGUAGAUCUGACCCUGUGUGUGUUUGGUGUGUAUUGCAGGUGCUGGAUGUACUGGAGCUAUGUGUCUGUGUACUGAGUGAGAAGGAGAAUGAGCUGCUACCCAUGGCUCACCGCUGCUGGCCUGCCCUCCUGCUCCGACUCACUGCUGAUUGUCCUCCGAUCCUUCAGGGUAUCUAUCUCACUACUUCCACCACUCUGACAAUUAGUACACUACUAUUUAACUCAGUUGAAUAAUUAUAAUUUCAUAAUUGUUUAUAUAAUAAAUAAUUGAUGACAUCAAUUUGAAAAAGUACACAUAGGAAUUAAUUUAUUUAAUUAACGAUUAGACUUUAUGCUGUCAUGAAUGUAUACAUGAUUCAUCUAGAACAAUUCUUUUUUAUGUAUUAUGAUGUAUGUCUGUGUUUGCUCUCUAGGUACUGUGCACACUGGGGGAAACCUGCUGAGAUUUCCUGAGGAAGAGGGUGUCCAAACUGACUGCCUCUCUGUCCAAACAGGCUCCAGUGAGUGCCAGGGCCGGCCCAGUUUACAGCCACGCCCUGGCCUACAAGCUGCAGCUGGCUGUGCUGCAGGGCCUGGGGGCUCUCUGCCUCCGCCUGGACCUAGGUAGGCCACCAACACCCUCGCACUUCUUUAUUCUGGGUCACACUCGGCUCUGUUUUCAUCAUUUUAUUGGGAAUGUUAAAACUAUAUAGCUUUUUGGCCACUAGGUGUCAAUCUUGCACUGUUUUGGAAUUACAAAGUGUGUAUCCUAUAGACUGCAUUGAAUGGUGUAUGUAAAUGUCCCCAACCAAGCUCCCAGGGGAAAAAUACAUUGCUGCUGCAUUAGUCAAGGGAGAUGGAGACACACACAAGUCAGAGCCAACAUGACACCCACUGGUUUUCAACAGUAGAUCUGUUUGGAUACACUUCAACUAGCUGAGUCGAUUCAUGGUCUUCCUUGGUGCUUGAAGAUGCUGCCUCCUUCCCCAUCAGCCCCAGAGGAAUACAGCUGAGUAGGCUGAAGUUGACACACUGAGAGACCGAGGCUGCAGCAGCAGAAGCAGUACUAGAACACACUGGUAAACAUCGGCUCCACCUCCAGAAAGGCAAUUACUAGCCAGGCCACAGAGAAAGAUAAAUUCUUCCAAUGUGAUACGCUUUUAGCUUUAUUUACCCUAUAGAGAAACACCUGGGCUGGCCUCUCCCUCAGUAUUUCGCUGUGUGUUUCCCGCUUGUUUCCACACAAGAGAAGGGAUAGGUAUACAGGAUAAAAUGAGUGCUGAAAUAAUCCCAUUUAUCUUUUGAAAUAUGCACAAUGAGCAGGCUUGUUUUUCAGCUGUGUGGGUUGAAUUGCCAAAUAAUCAAAGCGUCGCUACUGACCUCAAGUGAGACGCGUAAAGGCAUAUUUUGAAAUGAUGUUUGAAUGGUGGCCCAGUUAGGAGCUUAGGGAAUAUGUGUCUGGGGGGGGGGGGGGGGGGGGGGGGGGGGUGGUACUACAAAGUGAUGAAGUUGCCAUGACUAUGAAAGGUACUGAGAGUGGGGAGUGGAUGUGUGAAAACCAGAGAUGGAGACAGGCUGCUGUGAAAUUCCCAGGCCAUUUCAGCAGUUUUCUCCUCCAAACAAUCUCUCCAUUACUUUUUUCCCCCCAUUUUUUUUCUUCUUUCCCUCAGUUUUACUUCUGGUAUAUGUGGGGUAUCUGUGUUGUAUUUUUCAGGGGACUCAGACCUGGAUGCUGUAACUGAAGCCUGCCUGCCCUACCACCCAAACUGCAAGAGGCCUGUCUCAGGUAUAUUUGUAAAGCAAUAAUACAGCUAGAAGUACAAUAUAUUAAAAGGCCUUGACAUACACUAUAUAUACAAAAGUAUGUGGACACCCCUUCAAAUUUGUGGAUGUGGUUAUUUCAGCCACACCCGUUGCUGACAGCUGUAUAAAAUCGAGCACAGUCAUGCAAUCUCCAUAGACAAACAUUGGCAGUAGAAUGGCCUUAAUGAAGAGCUAAGUGACUUUCAACGUGGCACUGUCAUAGGAUGCCACCUUUCCAACAAGUUAGUUAGUCAAAUUUCUGCCCUGCUAGAGCUGCCCCGAUCAACUGUAAGUGCUGUUAUUGUGAAGUGGAAAUGUCUAGGAGCCACAACAGCUUAGCCACGAAGUAGUAGGCUACACAAGCUCACAGAACGGGACCGCCGAGUGCUGAAGCGCGUAGAGCGUAAAAUUUUGGAAUGAGGUGUUCGACAAACGGGUGUCCACAUACUUUUGGUCAUGUAGUGUAUUUUAACACAUCAUACAUUGUGGUUAAGCAUGUGUAAUUUAUGACCUUUAUCUAUCAGCUUUCUAUUAUAAUUUUAUUAAGUUACAUUUAUCAAUGUGCUAUCGCUAUUCUGUGCAGUGUCUUCCGGCACCUGAUUGAGGUGGACCCUGAUGCCUUCUGGUUGACUCUGAAUGAGCUGUACUGUCCGUCCCUGCUCCUACACCCCACCCCACCCUGA